This is a messenger RNA of Oppiella nova, 636 nucleotides long. NCBI's taxonomy places the organism in Eukaryota, Metazoa, Arthropoda, Arachnida, Sarcoptiformes, Oppiidae. The record is from the annotation of a GenBank genome assembly.
AUAAUAUUAACUAAACAAUAAAAUAUUAUAAAAAUUGUAACUAGUUAUAAACUGAACAUUGUUUAAUUUUAAAUUAUAAUGCUACCUAAAUUGUAUAUAAUGUUAAUUGUAUUUGUACUAGUUUUAGUGUAUAGUGUGCGUGCUAAUAAUCAUGACCACGUAUUUAAACAGGGUAAUGCACUCCAUUUUAAGCACCACCUUGCUCACGAUUGCAUGGAAAAAGUGCGCCACAAAGUUGUCAACUGUAUUAGGGAUAGUGGGCUCACAUUUGAUGAGACGGACAGACAACAGGCUUGUUGUUACCUAUGGAUUGCACAGGACUGUGCCCGACAGGAGGCCAAGCACACGUGUACAUCAUUAGAGAAAAGGGCGGUCGAGGAGAACGUGUGGAACAAUAUUCACAGAUAUAAUGAAGACUAUUGUGAUCUUUACCACUACCACAAGAUCACGUGUAGUAACGCCCCCACAAUGAUCACCCUGUCCAUUUGGGCUGUUUGGCUAUCACUCAGUGUCUUACUUAUCAUUAAAUUCUUUUAAUAUACAAUAUUAUUUUUAAAAUGCAAAUUUAUAACAAAAAUAAAUAAUAAAUAUUAUUUUUAUUUUAAGAACUUAAUAAAAAAUAUGUUAAAUAUAAAA